AUGUCUACUACUACUAGUGAAGUGGAUAAAGAAGGUGUUAAGAGUAGUCAAGAUGAAGUUGUUUUUACGGAGCUUCCCGCACCUCCUGGUUGGAACAAAAAGUAUGAAAAUUACGGUAGCUCAUCCGACGGCAGUAGCUUCUCUGACAUUGAGAAGAAGCUGAAAGAAACUUUAUUCAGAUCUUCUCAUGUCGAUGAACGGUCACUGGAAACUUCAAAUACUGCUAUCAAGAAAGAGGCUACUGAUGAGGUGCUGCCCCAGGAAAACCUGCAUGAAGAAAAAAGAGCAACUAGCCCAGUCCCUCGUCCCCAAUCAUCUAUACGGGAUCAGGUUGGUGCGUCACCAAUAGAUAUUGCAAAAGCUUACAUGGGAGGCCUCACAUCAGAAUCAGGACUUGAUUCUCAAAGUGUACUUCUAAGAGAUGAAAGAACUCCUAUAACUGAUAGGUUUUCGUCAAGAUUAUCCAUACCAUCACCGCUACCCAAGCUGCCUACUCAUUCAAGAUCAACUUCUAAGUUGCUAAGUGGUGGGGACAGAUGUAUUAACACUAUGCCGAAUCAGUGGAAGCAGUCUCAUACUCCAAAUUUUGGUUUUAGUCAGGUGGCCAAGAAAACAAGUUCUCCAGAUAAAGGCUUUGGAUCACUAGGACCCAUUCAUAGGGCACGUCGUAAUUCUGUUGAAACGACUCCUUACCGAGGAACUAGUCUUAAUAGGUUUGAAAGUUCAGGUGCUUCCAUGGGUAUCUUGUGCAUCAAUAAUCAGAAUCAUGAAAUAGGACCAUCAACUGAUGCUGAUGUAGAUUUCCAGAUGGCGAACAAUAAACCACCAAGCAGUGUUGGCAUUUCACCUGUUCAUCCUCAGUCUUCAGAUGUGGCUAGAAGAAUAUUGGAGUACCUUGAUAGAGCUAUCCCAACUCCCCAAAAGAAAGUUAACGAGUUAAAGAUGGCCAGCUCUGAUGCACAAAAAAGUCCCGUCACAUUGCAACACUCUUCUAAAGGCAAAGAGGUGGAAAAUAGCUCUCCGUUUGAAGCUCAGCCUGUGCAGGAAAAAGUUGAUGUAGCUACUACCAAUGAAGCAAAGGCAAACACGUCAGCUACUAACUCAAGUUCUAGCACAAAUGGUUUUGGUUUUGGUAGUAAUAUUGGUGUUAAAGCAGCAACACCAUCAGUGGGUUUGUUUAAACCGGAUGCUCAUAGGAAACCUCCCACACCACACACUUCUGGAAGAGACAAGCCUGCAUUAAGCUCCAUUUCAAUUACCAAGCGUGAUUCUAAACGUUUCGAUAAUGGUUCUGGUUUUACCUUUCCUGUGUCUGCUUCGUCAUCUGGUAAUAUCUCUGAACCUCCUACUCCUUCGAUCCUGUCAUUUCCAUCAGCCAGUGGUCUGCCUCGGCCACAAGAAAACACAAGUGUUCCUUCAGACAAAGCAACAACAAAUGCUGUAGGUGCACCUUCAUACAGUUUUCGUUCUCAAAAGACUGAAGAUACAAUUGUUUUCUCAUUUCCGUCUACAAGCUCUGCUAGUCCUAGUGGUGACAGUACUCCAACUUUUAAAUUUGGAUCAGAUAAGGACAGAUUAUCUUUUAGGUCCUUUGGUGAAAACACCAAAUGUCAUUAG
This is a messenger RNA of Papaver somniferum (opium poppy), 1617 nucleotides long. RefSeq names its product nucleoporin nup124-like. Gene Ontology annotation, biological process: nuclear membrane organization. Bases 1 to 1617 code for a protein of 538 amino acids. The record is from RefSeq and is a predicted model, not a curated record. Gene Ontology annotation, cellular component: nuclear envelope. The transcript is spliced from 9 exons. NCBI's taxonomy places the organism in Eukaryota, Viridiplantae, Streptophyta, Magnoliopsida, Ranunculales, Papaveraceae.